GCCGACGCCGCCGACGACGAGCAACGCGCCCCCCCCCCCGGUCGGUUCCUCUACUCCGCCCCGCCUCGUUCCGGCGGCGGCGGGAUCGGGCCGGCCGCGACUCCGGCUGGGCCCUUUCGCGGCGCAAACGCGAGUGGCAGCAAGCAUCCUAGGAUGAUGCGCCUGGCAUAUAUGUACAAGAGCAGCUCCAUGGAUUGGAGUCUGGAGCAUCCGAUGCCCAUUGCCUGUGGGGAGUCGAUUUCUUCACGGGAUUUCAAGAUCGCUUGACAUGUGAAUCCUUUGUCUACCACCUUACUGCUGCUGGUUAUACAAUGUUAAAAAUUUCAGAGUAUUGAUCUUUUUCUCCUCAUUUUGAUUCUACGAUUGUUUCUGCUUCUUGUUCUCUUUCCCUUGUCCAUCCUUUGGUAAUUGAAUGACUCCUUUGAGUCAUCUUUUAGAUGAUGGUCAUGGUGUCAGGCGGGCUGCGGCCUUCAGAGAGAAGAUUAAGUAGUGAGGGAUAGAUCGAAGGGGACUUGUGAUCAGAUACUGCUAAUUUCAGGUGGCCUGGCCGCCUGGCUAGCAGAGAGUUGAGGAUUUUUUUUUAAAAAAAAAUUAAACUUGUUUAGCAGGAGGCCGUGCUUGUGAGCUGGAGAAAACAACUUUCUCAUCAAUUAGCAUUUGGAUAAAUUAAAGUUCGGCGUGACAUCAGAUUGGCCCGCCUUUUGGACCAUGACAUACUCCCGGGUUCUACCUUUCUGCUUUGCAAAAAAGCUAACUUGACUUCAUUUUUGUCUUAUUUCUUGGAUCAUGGUAUGCUGCCAUAGUUCUUUCUUUUUUACACUGCCGAAGUGUAAGUCCACCCAUACUUUUGUGACAUUCCUUCUUCUCUUUAGUUGUUAUAUAAUUACAACAAUGGACAGGUACCUUAAUUUCAGGAAGGAACCUCUCUAAGGUGAUGCAAUCCAUCCCGCAAAUUGUUACGUUUAGUGCAAUAUCACAUUUGCUCGUCUCUGCAAUGCUUUCCCAUAAGUCCCUCACAAAGUUGCUUCCCAUAAAGUUUCCAAAUGUUCCUGAUCAUAUAAGCUCGUUCUAUACCUUAGCUGUUUUGUUAUUCCUUCAUCUAUCAUUAAGAUAAAGUCAGUCCAUUAACUGUUCCUUUUACUGGCUGCUAGACUCUGUACUUGAGUUCAGGGGCACUGUCAAGCAUGGUGAAUGCAUUUGUACCUACUCUCUCCUUUGUCAUCAGUUCUUAGGUGUAUUUUACUGUAGAUGCAAUUCUCUUUCAAGGUCAAUGCAAGGAUUCUGACCUCUGUUUUGGAAGCAUCAUACCUAGGAAUUUAGGUUUCUGUAUCAUGUCGUCAUUUGACCAUGGAAUCUUGCAACUAUUCAAGAAACUAACAUAGGGAUAUGCUGUACAUGAACUAGAACCUUAGUACGAUGACUCGAUGAGUAAUGUUUUAGAAUAUUAUAUAACUAUCUAAAUGAAGAGCGCAAUUCUUAUUUUGCAUGAGAUCAGUGCAAGAAAGUUGUGGAACCACCGCGAGUAGACAUGUCCCAUUUAAUCUCAUACCUAAUUUGUGCUGUCAUCCAAUAAUCCAUUUCCAAUGUCAUAGACACGCAGUGAAAAGCAAAGCUAAUCUUUCUUGGAAUCGUUAACUACCUUCUAGUUUCAAGCAACGAAUAUGCUUAUGUGCUGCAUAAUUAUGUUCAUAUCAGUGUAAAAUGCACGCACCCACCUCAAAAACAAAAUUAAUGUGCAUAUGAUAAAAGCUGAUUAGGUCACAAAGUGGAGAAAGAUGGUUACAGCUAUACUAUAUGGAUACUUUUGGUUUAAUUGCUGCUUAGAGCGGAAAGAGAUCAAAGGACUCCGCUCCACUACCCAUAAAACCCGGGCACUGCUCUCGAGAUGUUCUCUAAAGAACAAUUAUCUUGGUUAAUUAAAUUAAAUAAUGACUAAAUAUGUAUAGCUUCAGUGUGAUGGACCCUUGCCAAUUUUAUAUUGGAGUUUAUAAUCAUUCCACUGUGCACACCAAAGAACUGAUUGAUUUGAGUAGUCUGCAACUCUAUAUCUGUAUUUUUGAUUGUGCAGGUUUACAAUAGGAGUUGUGGAAGGAGAGGGGAAAUUGUUUCUUGCAAGCCAGUUGAUGGAAAAUAGGCUAAUUCACAAUACAUCAGAGUGCAAUUUAUCACUAUCUAAUCAUUCCAUACUGUUGAUAAUUUUUUUCUAUUCAUGUCUUGAUGAAGAAAGCAUAUGAUCUGGAUUUGUGGUCAAUGAUAUUUAUAUUGAAGAUUGAUUUUGGUACAGAAAAAUUGAUUUUAAUCCAUGGUUUAUUUGCAAAUGAAAUGAUUGCAUAAUUUCUGCCUGGCAUUCGUUAGUUAAACAUCUGAAGCUCAGCUACUGCUCUGGAGUCUGAAGUUUAUUUUAUUUCUAGAAUUCUGCUUGUAAAAUGAGGACUUACCUUAUUAUUGCUCCUUGAGUUUGUAACUGAGAAGGCUUCUAUCGUUUUCUCAAGCAUGGCAAGGCUACAAAUCUGAAGAACAAAAUAUGUGUUAACCCUUCUAGCUUCAUAUUUGAACGGCAGUGGCAGAUGGGGCAUCUGUUUUCAGAAACACCACAGGGUGGAGUCCAUAAUAUUUCAGCAGGUAACCAUUUAGAAAUGAAGUGCUUGAAGUUCUAUUUCAUUUCUAUGAAAAGAACCCAGCAAUCAAAUGCUUCAGCAAGUGUCCAUUUUGAUCCUCUCUGCAGCUCCCUUCGAAAUGUGGAACAUACCAAUGAGCAGGCGAUUCUGUUUGUUUUCCCCUGUCUAGGCAUCACUAAUCAUGUGAUUCAUUUUGCUGAUUCAUGUCUACCCUGCCCUUAAUUGCUCGGCAUUAAAGUAUUAAACAAAUGUCCACCUCCCCCAAUGAUAUCUGUGUUUAUCUGUUCCACCACCACUUUCUCACAUGAUGUCUACCCUUGUCCUUGUGUAUUCUAUUCUCCAUGUCUUUAACCUCUCCAUGUGUCCUACCACCUCACCACCCCUCAUGCCUAGAUUCUCUCCUUGUCAAUGUCUCUCAUGCAGUCAUGUACACCAUUUUCAUCCUUACUAUUACUUGCAAGCUAGCUUUUGAAUAUUUCAGUUCUUUUGUUCAUACUCUCUCUCCUUUUCCCUUUUAGUUUGAAUUUUGUGCACCUUUGCUUCUCCCAAUCGUAAAACUCACCUUAGCUUUUGGUUUGUAGGAUUAAUUCAAUUUGGCUACAACCCUAACAAAAGAUGAAUCACAUGAUUACCAAUAGCCACACCAUGUCUACAAGGGCUUAAAAAAAUGGAAUAUUGUUGGGUGGAUGCAGUCACGCGGCAAGUAUCUCCAUUCUCCAGUAGUCCACUGCCUCACGUGAUCGCUUGAUCACUUUUGCUUACGAAAUCAAAGAUAAAUAUGCCAUAUGCCAUGCUGAGAUACCUUUCAACUACUGGUUGAUUAAUUACCGCUAUUCGUAGCAUGCACAAGCACCAUACAAAGAACAGAUACAUUGACAUUUUGCCAACAAACCUGCCAAUGCCAUAUGCAUCAAGGUACAAACUGGAGCAGGUGAACAAUUUUGUGUCGGUAGAUCUAGAUCAAGAUGUGGUGAAAAACCUUGGAAACUGUGCACUGUGCAAAUGAUUGUACUUUUAAAACUUACUCUUCUAUCAUAUUCAACAAGCAUAACUUCCUCACUUCAUUCUGCUUCCCUUGCAUGUAAAAAAUUGUUAGCCUUUCAGUUUGUACCAGCUUUCAGCUUCCCUGCUUCUGCAUUGGUUACCCAUAAUUUUCAUGAACUCUUCUCAUAGAUUGAUUCAUGAGCACUGUUAUGUGUCUUGAGAUUUUAUCAGCAGCAGUUAGUGUACUAUACUUUGUCAGGUUCAUCGAUCAAUGGCAAUGAGUGAGCAUUGUUCCUCAGCCUAGUCAAUCAGAGCAUGAGUAUCAAGUCAUUAAUUUCAUGGAUUACUGAUGGUUCUAGUUCGACUUUAAUCUCUGUACAUGUAUGUUAUCAGAGGUCAGGGCACUUAUCUCUGUGCAUCUAUUCUUUUUUACAGUAAGCAGUUUGUACCAUAACCUUUUCAGGUAAAACAAGCAGCCCUGCAACAGAAGUUCUACUUCCAAUGUAAAUCCCCUGCAAGUUCCAUUAUCUUCUAUAGGAUCGGGAUCGGUAACGCAGCAGUGGUUUCUCAGAACAGCUCAUUUACCAAUGGGAAUUUGGAAGUGCAGGAAGGUAGAUCUAGAUCUGUGUGCCUGCAAAAUUUCCUGCCCUUUUGCCAGUAUAUAUAUUUCAUCUGCUGGAUGGCGGCUUCCUCUACAUUAAUACCAAGUACAAGGGGGCAGUAAUUAACAAAGCAUUUAACAGUGGAAAGGCAAGAUUAGAUCUAACCCAGGGCAUGUGACAGCAGCUCCAUUGAGGGGUUUGGAUCCAAUCCUCCCAGUAUAAUCUGCCAAGGAACAGCCUCUGCCAUUGAGCUUUAUAUAAUUGUUACUGCAUGGAAUGAACUGGCUCUCAUUCACCUCUGUGCCAUGUGUUACCACUGGGUCACCAGCUGUGAUGUCUCCUUUUUAACUUUCAACUCUGGAGAUUCUUGCUACCACAGCAGUUCAAUUGUCACCCUGAAAUGAUUGUAAUUACAGUGCAGGGCUUGCUGGUUGUUUAUGCCAAGACAUUAAAGCAAUAGCUAUUGUGUUAGGUAACAGUGAAUGAUCAACAAAGUGGAUUCAAGAGAAAUUUUAUUCAUGUGCAUUCAAAAUUUCAAAUAAAAAAAGAAUACGAAACUUCUGUGAUAGUACGUUUAUGUUCUGGCAUGAAUGGAACUCGUCUGAAAUCUGAAUCUGCCUCCUUAUUCAGCUGAAAGAUUUUUCUUCACUUUUUCAGCAAAUUUUACUAACUCUGUUCUAACGUUUGCAGUUUGUGGAUAUGCUCAAGGCACGUUGCGUGGAGUGAACGAUAGAACUUUUCAGACUUCCAGCGAUACUGCAGAAGUCCAUUUGAUCGAUGUAUCCAUUUACUGCAACUUCACUCCAUUUCUUUCAAGUCUCAGCUCUUGUCAUUCUUCUGUUCUAUAACUUCAAUUGUGACCCUGCAAAACUUAAAACUGCAACCAAGCCUUGCUUGCUGUCAAAAAAAAGCUACUCUAACCGCCUGUUAAUUUAUCUUAUCCCCCGUUACACACAGGCUUUCCAUGAAGUUACUUAACUGUCUUCCUGAUCUGAUGCGGCCGGUGUGGCGCUGCUCUGAGGUGAGGCACACCAUCUUUUCCUCUGAGCAUCAAAGCUGUUACCGCCAUUAAAAUAAAAACUCUCGCAAAGCAAUUAGUCGUUGGUGUGUGUGAUCCCUACCCAAAAUUUUUAAAUACCUAACCCUCCAAUCCUACCAGUAACCUAGCAUUUAGCACCAGCAAUUACCCUGCACUAGAGGCCACAAAGAUGGACAGAGGUGUAUGCAGUGUGCAGCACUGACCUUGGAUCCAGAGAUUCUGCAGGCAAACAAACACGGCCUCCAUUGCUCCAUGACCUCAUCAAACUCUACGCUCUUUAACCUCCUCCCACCCCUCUCAAACAUAGCCUAUUUAGACCUUACUUUCUUGUUCUUACUGCUAACCUUUGGCCUCCCUCUUCCCUGCAACUACAAGCAUAUAAAAACCUUGCACCAUCUCCCAUGGCCUCUCUUUCUCUCUCUUCGCCUUCCUCCUCUGUUUGUACUAGUCUUGCGACAUAAGCAAGACCAAGAUUUGGGGGGCAAUUAGUAGUAGUACAUUACACUCUACAGAAUUAUUGUGUUUUUGGUCAUAUACUUACAAUUCAGUACAUGUGUGCUUGUCUAUGGGUCUUGGUGUUAUGAUGACUAGAAGAAGCAAAUGGCGGGCGGCGGCGGAGGUGCCGCUGCCCAUGGCGUGCACGGUGCUGCUGCCCAUGGCGUGCACGGUGCUGCUGCUGUGCGUAGGCUGCGCCGUCGCCGUGGACGAGCAAGGCGCAGCGCUGCUGGCGUGGAAGGCCACGCUGCGGGGCGGCGACGCGCUGGCCGACUGGAAGCCGAGCGACGCGUCGCCGUGCCGGUGGACCGGCGUGACGUGCGACGCGGACGGGGGUGUCACGGAGCUCAGCCUGCAGUUCGUCGACCUGUUCGGCGGCGUGCCGGCCAACUUGACCGCCCUGGGCGCCACGCUGUCCCGGCUCGUCCUCACCGGCGCGAACCUGACGGGGCCGAUCCCGCCGGGGCUCGGCGAGCUGCCGGCGCUGGCGCACCUCGACCUCAGCAACAAUGCACUCACGGGGAGGAUACCAGCGGAGUUGUGCCGGCAAGGGAGCAAGCUCGAGACGCUGUACCUCAACUCCAACCGACUGGAGGGCACACUUCCGGACGCCAUCGGCAACCUCACGGCGCUCCGCGAGCUCAUCAUCUACGACAACCAGCUCGCCGGCAAGAUACCGGCGGCUAUCGGACGGAUGGCCAGCCUCGAGGUGCUCCGCGGCGGCGGCAACAAGAACCUCCAGGGCGCGCUCCCCACGGAGAUCGGCAACUGCUCCCGGCUCACCAUGAUCGGCCUAGCCGAGACCAGCAUCACCGGGCCGCUGCCGGCGAGCCUCGGCCGGCUCAAGAACCUCACCACGCUGGCCAUCUACACGGCGCUGCUCUCCGGCCCGAUACCGCCGGAGCUCGGCCAGUGCAGCAGCCUGGAGAACAUCUACCUCUACGAGAACGCGCUGUCCUGGUCCAUCCCGGCGCAGCUCGGCGGGCUCAAGAAGCUCACGAACCUGCUGCUGUGGCAGAACCAGCUCGUCGGCAUCAUCCCGCCGGAGCUCGGGUCGUGCCCCGGGCUCACCGUCGUGGACCUUUCACUCAACGGGCUCACCGGCCACAUCCCAGCGUCGUUCGGCAACCUGGCGUCGCUGCAGCAGCUGCAGCUCAGCGUGAACAAGCUCUCCGGCACGGUGCUGCCGGAGCUUGCCCGGUGCGGCAACCUCACCGACCUCGAGCUCGACAACAACCAGCUCACCGGCAGCAUCCCCGCCGUGCUCGGCGGCCUCCCGUUGCUGCGCAUGCUCUACCUCUGGGCCAACCAGCUGACAGGCACCAUCCCACCGGAGCUCGGCCGGUGCACCAGCCUUGAGGCGCUCGACCUGUCCAACAACGCGCUGACGGGUCCCGUCCCGCGGUCGCUCUUCGGCCUGCCGCGCCUGUCCAAGCUGCUGCUCAUCAACAACAGCCUGUCCGGCGAGUUGCCGCCGGAGAUUGGCAACUGCACGUCCCUCGUCCGGUUUCGGGUGAGCGGCAACCACAUCGCCGGCGCGAUACCGGCCGAGAUAGGCAAGCUUGGAAAUCUCAGCUUCCUCGAUCUCGGUUCGAACCGGCUGUCCGGCGCUCUGCCGGCGGAGAUAUCCGGGUGCCGGAAUCUCACGUUCGUCGACCUCCACGACAACGCUAUCGCCGGCGAGCUGCCGCCGGGGCUGUUCCAGGACCUGCUCUCGCUCCAGUACCUCGACCUCUCCUACAACGCCAUCGCCGGCACCCUCCCGUCGGACAUCGGCAUGCUCACCUCGCUCACGAAGCUCAUUCUCAGUGGCAACCGGCUGUCCGGGCCGGUACCACCGGAGAUUGGUUCGUGCUCCCGGCUCCAGCUCCUCGACGUCGGCGGCAACACGCUUUCCGGCAAGAUUCCGGGAAGCAUCGGCAAGAUUCCGGGGCUGGAGAUUGCUCUGAACCUCAGCUGCAACAGCUUCACCGGCACGAUCCCGUCAGAGUUCGCCGGGCUUGCAAGGCUCGGGGUGCUCGACGUGUCGCACAACCAGCUCUCCGGUGAUCUCCAGACGCUGUCCGCGCUCCAGAACCUCGUGGCGCUCAACGUAUCCUUCAAUGGCUUCACCGGUCGGUUGCCGGAGACGGCGUUCUUCGCGAAGCUGCCCACGAGCGACGUGGAGGGCAACCCGGCGCUGUGCCUCUCCCGGUGCGCGGGCGGCGCCGGUGACCGCGAGCGCGACGCGCGCGUCGCGAUGGCCGUGCUGCUCUCCGCCCUCGUCGUCCUCCUCCUGGCCGCGGCGCUCAUCCUCCUCGGGCGGCACCGGCGCGCCGUAGCCGGGCGCGCGGGCGGCGAGGACAAGGACGGCGAGAUGUCGCCGCCGUGGAACGUGACGCUGUACCAGAAGCUGGAGAUCGGCGUCGCGGACGUGGCGCGCAGCCUGACGCCGGCGAACGUGAUCGGGCAGGGGUGGUCCGGCGCGGUGUACCGCGCGAACCUCCUGUCGAGCGGCGUCACCGUCGCCGUGAAGAAGUUCCGGUCGUGCGACGAGGCGUCCGUGGAGGCGUUCGCGUGCGAGGUGAGCGUGCUCCCCCGGGUGCGCCACCGCAACAUCGUCCGGCUGCUGGGGUGGGCGGCCAACCGCCGCACGCGCCUCCUGUUCUACGACUACCUCCCGAACGGCACCAUCGGCGGCCUGCUCCACGGCAGCACGACCGCCGUGGUGGAGUGGGAGGUGCGGCUCGCGAUCGCCGUCGGCGUCGCCGAGGGCCUCGCGUACCUCCACCACGACUGCGUGCCGGGCAUCAUCCACCGCGACGUCAAGGCCGACAACAUCCUCCUCGGGGAGCGCUACGAGGCGUGCCUCGCCGACUUCGGCCUGGCCAGGUUCGCCGACGAGGGCGCCAAUUCGUCGCCGCCGCCGUUCGCCGGAUCCUACGGCUACAUCGCCCCGGAGUACGGGUGCAUGGCCAAGAUCACGACGAAGAGCGACGUGUACAGCUUCGGCGUGGUGCUGCUGGAGAUGAUCACCGGGCGGCGGCCGCUGGACCCGGCGUUCGGCGAGGGGCAGAGCGUCGUGCAGUGGGCGCGCGACCACCUCUGCCGGAAGCGCGAGCCCAUGGAGGUGAUCGACGCGAGGCUGCAGGGCCGGCCGGACACGCAGGUGCAGGAGAUGCUGCAGGCGCUCGGCAUCGCGCUGCUCUGCGCCAGCCCGCGCCCCGAGGACCGCCCGAUGAUGAAGGACGUGGCGGCGCUGCUGCGCGGCAUCCAGCACGACGACGGCGUCGACGCACGGAAAGCCGGCGCCGAGGCGGCGGCGGCGGGGGUGAGCAAAUUGGCCGACCCGAAGCAGCCCAUCUCGCCGAGUAAACUGAUUGCUCUCGCCCUGCCAGCCCAAACGCAAGCCCAGGCCCGGGAAAGUUCAGGGUCACAAAGCCUGCUCAAGAACCGGGAGUGAUCUGGACAGAUUGGGCCCACUAGCAGUGUGCGGUGUUGAGUACGGAACCGAGGGUAUGCAUCCCGGGGGACCCGUAGAAAAGAUGGAUGACCGGUCGGUCAUAGCUGUGGUUUGCUGUGAAAGACAGAAAAAGUAGUGCCAUGGGGGACGCGUCGUUUUGCUAGGCGCACCCUAGUGUUGUGGGGUGCCAAAUGGAAUCUUUGUGGUAGGGUCUUUAGUGAUGAUAGCUGAUCCAUAGAUGAGGGUUCAUGAGUGAUGAAAAGCUAAUGAUGUUUUGUACCAUAAAUCCAGCAUAGUGCGAUGGAGGUUAGUGUAAAUUAUACAUGAUUGGUAAUAAUGCAUCUGUGAUCAUUGAAGACGUUUGCCAAAGAGA
Panicum virgatum (switchgrass) is the source of this 9553-nucleotide messenger RNA. RefSeq names its product leucine-rich repeat receptor-like serine/threonine-protein kinase RGI4. Gene Ontology annotation, molecular function: protein binding; protein kinase activity; ATP binding. The transcript is spliced from 5 exons. Bases 5809 to 9180 code for a protein of 1123 amino acids. Gene Ontology annotation, biological process: protein phosphorylation. The record is from RefSeq and is a predicted model, not a curated record. Lineage: Eukaryota; Viridiplantae; Streptophyta; Magnoliopsida; Poales; Poaceae.